Messenger RNA from Didymodactylos carnosus, 1026 nucleotides. The record is from the annotation of a GenBank genome assembly. NCBI's taxonomy places the organism in Eukaryota, Metazoa, Rotifera, Eurotatoria, Philodinida, Philodinidae.
AUGUUGAUAACAUGUCAACUAUGUAAUUCUACUCUGUCAAAUGUCAUAAGUUUUUCAUCGCAUGUUUCUCAGAAACAUAAACAGCAUGUUCGAGCUCAAAAUAACAAUGAUGUGAACGAUGAUAGUGACAAUUAUAAUGAGUUUCCUCAACUAGACAACAACUAUGCGGUAUUCUAUGUGUCUGAAGCAGCGAUUGCUUACGUUGCAACAAAUUUAGCUGAUGUUCUUGAAUGGAUGUUACAACAUCAACAAACCUAUCGGCUACAAAGCAAUCGUUUGCGAGCCGUUGGUAAAUAUUUUGGCUAUUGUACUCCACGAAGUGAGAGCGCUUUGAGUCUAGCACAUUUUUUAUCGCUUCCAGAAGUACAAGUUGAUGUGGAGUGUUCUGCUAUCUCACAUAAUCGUGUAAUGUUUGACGUACAUGACGGAGCAUUUGCCACACCACACGGUGUUUUUAACGGAAAUAAACACCGCAAUUUUAAAAAUCUACCUAAAACGUGUGCCAAACAUCAUCAAGCAUGGGAAUGUACAAAAGACUACAACAGUGAUGGGUCAUUAUUGUCUUGUGUUUUGGGAAAUGCAACAAUUCUUCAAUAUGUGAAACCUGUCUCAGGCGAUACAUUAUCCGACGGUGCACAAUUUGAUCUGCCAAUGUCUCCUACACACACAGCUAAAAUUGUCAAGAUCAACGGUACCAAUUAUGCGAUUGGCACCGUUCUUUAUGCAACCAACGAUUACUUGUCAGAUGAUAAACCCAAGUUCGUUCAAAUAGCUAACAUUUUCGUUCGUGAUCAAACACCAACAUUGAAAAAAUCAUUAAUCAUUAUCAAAAAAUUCAUUAUUCGAUUUUUAAAAACCAUUCAAUUUAAUGAACAAACACGUGCGUUUGAAGUCGUCAUCACACAAAUAUUUGGCACUGUUGCGCCGAAGAAUUUGAAAUACGUUCGGCCUCUCAAAAUGAUCGAUAUCAAUGGCACCAAUUAUGUUGCUUUAACGCCUUUUGGCAGCGUAUUCAUAGCUAUCUAG